Protopolystoma xenopodis is the source of this 1290-nucleotide messenger RNA. The record is from the annotation of a GenBank genome assembly. NCBI's taxonomy places the organism in Eukaryota, Metazoa, Platyhelminthes, Monogenea, Polystomatidea, Polystomatidae.
CAUUCUUCGCGACGAUACCAGCAGCAUCGAAACAUUUCAGCUACAUUGAUCUGUGUUAUCACGCUAUUUAUCCUCUGUGAGACGCCUACCUCGAUAGUCUUCUUCAGUAGUGUUUAUCGUACCAUUCGGGAACAGGAAGCAAAUGAUGAUAUUUUGGAGACAGCAAUCUCGGAAAUUGGCCAGAACACCUCGGGAGAUCAUCUGCCGCCAAUAAGGGUAAUUGAAAAUUUAACUCCAAAUGAGUUCGACAAGAUACUCUACUCAAUAGCUUUACUCACAGCAUUUAUUAAUUUCGCCAGCAAUUUCAUCAUUUAUGGCCUUGUUGGACGACGCUUUCGUCGACUGUUGCACAGGAAACUAAGUUCCUGGCUGGCUGCUUUGCAAUUUUGCCGAGUAUGCUUUAGAUGCUUAAAAGAUGAUGCAUAUACGGCCAGCUACAAUGCUAACUCGGUAAUGCGGAGACCUAGUCCUAAUAAAGUGCUUACUAGGAAGAAGAAGACUGUCUUGGCAACAAAAAAUCUAGUUAGGUGGCAAAACCAAACAAGUCGGCUUGCUGAAGAGCUGACGACGCUCGAAACUUCAAAAAUAUCGCAGACCGAACAGCUUCUUGUUGAGAAGGAGGUAAAAUGGGAGCUAACGCCAGCACAACAACCUGGAGUAAGCGAUGAUGUACUCCUCUCUGCUUGCAGUAAGCAGAUCAAGAAAGCUAAACUAAAAUGGGGCAAAGCAAAGUCAGGACUACUUCAGAUUAAUAACGAUGCAGAAGAAACUAAAGGUAAUGCACUUGAAUUUAACGGAAAGGAUACAGAAAUAAAGGAAAACAAAAAUGCUUUCAGAAAUAAGGAUAGCCAACGCUUCCAUUCCAAUACAGUAGUUGGACAGAUAAAACAAAUCGAGCAAAAAGGAGAGGGCAUUUUAGAUUCAACAGAAAUAAAGCAUGCUAUACUUUUUGAAAAAAGAACAAGUGAGCAUUCACUUGGUGAGCUGAGAAAUGUUAUGCAGAACGAGGAGCCUAUUCGGCCAAACAAGGGCCACGAUGAUAACCAAAUCGAAUUAGAAAACGUAGAAAUGCUUAAAAUAGGGAAGGGUGAAGGAACUACUUCAAAGGUCCUUCUUCAACAUUAUGACAAGAAUAUACCGGAGGAGGAGGAAGAGCAACUUGCUAGUUCCAAUGUAGAUACUUGCAUGAAUGGUACUGUUCCGGUGCCUAGCAUUGAGUUUCAGAAGAUCCAGUCAAUGGACCCUAUUCAUUUAAAUCCCAAUCAACCCCUUAAAAAUACACUUGUAUAA